AUGGACCAUCAUGCUGCAGAAGACAUUUAUCAUCUCAGAGAGAACCUCGACUUUUUUCAGACGCCUUUGGAUGCUGCACUGCGGGUAGUCGAGAUGCGGGGCGACUACCAGCUUCCGACCGGAUGGCGGUGGGACAGUGAGUGCGUCAACCGCUUUGAAGAGCUCCUGUCUUGGGCUGAGGAGCGCGCCGCUGCCAACGGCAUCACUCUGCCCUACCAGCAGCCCGGGUUCAAGCCUGAAUCAGUGAUGCCGCCGCUUGCUGAGCCUGAAGGCGAGGAGGAGCUUAGCUUUAUGGACUCGGAGACGCGCCAGUCCGUCACGAUUGGCACGGUCGGGCCCGUGUGCAGACUGUUUGUGCGCGGCGCCAACCACCUGCAUGUGCACGACGGCCACCACCUCGAGCGGAGUCUUGCGCGGCCGGCGGGCACAGGGCUGCUCUCUGUGUGCAACCAUAUCGCCACGAUCGACGACCCGCACCUUCUGGCCGCCGUCGUGCCGGCGCGGCUCCUCCUGCGCGGUGCGGCGGAGAUGCGCUGGGCGGUCUGCGGCCACGACGUGUGCUUUCGCGAGGGGUCGAUGCUGAAAAAGUGGGCCGAGGCCAGCAAGGCGCUGCCCAUCGUCCGCGGCGCCGGCAUCUGGCAGAAGGAGCUCGACACCAUCAUCGCAAAGCUGCAGCAGGGAGACUGGGUGCACUACUUUCCCGAGGGCAAGAUCCGGCAGGACGGGCGGAUCCACCCCUUCCGGCGAGGCGUCGGCCGGCUGGUCGCCUCGGUGGAGGAGCCGCAGCGGCUGCAGGUCCUCCCCUUUUACCACGUCGGCCUCGACCGCGUGCAGCCGACCACGCCCGGCUCAACCUCGAUCCUCUCGCGGCCGCAGCUGGGCACGCACAUACACGUCAUCUUCGGCGAGCCGGUCGACCUGUCGCACCUCCUCCAGCUGCGGGGAGAGCCGCCCUUCGACCAGCAGCCGACCCUCCUCUACGAGGUGAUUGCCCACACGCUCGAGGAGGAGGUGCGCGCCCUGCGCACCGAGCUGCACCGCCGGCUGGGCGGCGAGCUCGGAGCUGUGCCGCCCGAGGGGGGCGACUUUGGCUGA
Emiliania huxleyi CCMP1516 is the source of this 1095-nucleotide messenger RNA. RefSeq lists its product as hypothetical. The coding region runs from base 1 to 1095 and encodes 364 amino acids. The transcript is spliced from 5 exons. The record is from RefSeq and is a predicted model, not a curated record. Gene Ontology annotation, biological process: phospholipid metabolic process. NCBI's taxonomy places the organism in Eukaryota, Haptophyta, Isochrysidales, Noelaerhabdaceae.